Pyricularia grisea is the source of this 1146-nucleotide messenger RNA. RefSeq lists its product as uncharacterized. The transcript has a single exon. Lineage: Eukaryota; Fungi; Ascomycota; Sordariomycetes; Magnaporthales; Pyriculariaceae. The record is from RefSeq and is a predicted model, not a curated record. The coding region runs from base 1 to 1146 and encodes 381 amino acids.
AUGGAUUCACUCUUGCUAACAAGAGCUCCUUCCUCGUCUCCAAGUCUGCAAUUGCCACUGCCCCCAUCAUUUUCAUCUCUUCCACCUGAGCUCCGGCAAAUGAUCUGGCUCGAAUGUCUCGAUAGACGCCCGAAGCUGUACACCUUUGACCUUGCCAAAAGCAACCAAAGAUGCUCGCGAUGGCAAAGCAGCAAUAUCAACAAGGACAUUACGGCGAUCAAACCCAUAUUCGGCAUCUACUUUACACAGGAGCCAGCUCUAGUUGCCAGCUCGGUUGAUCGUCGCAUAUUGAGCGAGAUCUGUGCUGAAUCGAGAAAGACAGUGCUCAAAGUGUUUCCAAACAUCCUCCGCUUCGAGUUUUUCGGAGAAAAUUCGAUCAGCUCCAACGACGAUCCCGCCAAUGUGAAUGAGAAGACGGGAAAUAGGGUUGGCUUUUGCCGCUACAACAGCACACUUGAUGUCAUUUGCCUUCGCUUUAUCCGUAAUCACAUGUACCUCUUUCCCAAGAUCAUGUCCAUGACUUCCGAACCCUUCUCUGCGUUCCAGGCUAUCCAAAACUUAGCUUUGAUCUAUGACUUUGACGAUGACGAUGUUCUCAGCCCGGAAUACACCAAAUACCCCAUUGGUGCACCCCACAACCCGGAUGCUUGUACCUGUCUCGAAGGGUUGCGGUCCACUACCUGCAGGGAAGACAUGCUUCCUAGGUUUAUCAGAUGCUUCCCUAGUCUGAAGAAGCUCAUCAUGAAUGCUAUGAGCCCCCGACCUUGCGAAUACUACUGGGAUGAGACGCAGGUCAUACGGUAUACGGGAUGCAAAUGCUUUCCUGACCUUGGCGACUCUUCCUCACUUGCGUCGGCGAAGAAACACCAUCUCUGGCAGCUUGUCCCGAUUCAUAACCAUCAAAGCCAAGAACAGGAAUCGGAAUGCAUCGCCAUCGUUUAUGAUGAGGACACGGACUGCGCGGGUUUGAACUUGGGCCCUUCCAAAGUCUGGGAUGACAUCGAUACCAGCUAUGAACCCUCGGAGCACCUGGUCAUGAGAUAUUUGCACCCGCGAGACGCCCAAGGCCGCUGGCAACAACCGCGCUUCACCUUAAUGCCCGCGCCGUCACACUCACCCCUAGCGGCUUCAGAGAACAUCGGAUAG